AUGUCGAUGACUCCCUCCCAAGAGAUACAGAUGCAGACGCAUGACCAAAACGAGUCGAAAAAGCCCAGUAAACCCCAACGUCUCCCAUUCCGGACAUCAUGCGACCCCUGUGCAGCUUCUAAGGUGCGCUGCACCAAAGAGAAGCAUGGAUGUUCGCGCUGUGUCCUAAACGGCUCUAAAUGCGUGUAUGGACGCUCGCGAAGAAAGGGGAAACCGUCGAACAAGACUACAACUGAACUCGCCCGUCCACCUGUUCAUCCUCCGUCUUCUCGAGUCCAGAUGUCUCCAGCUCCUCUAGCUCCCUUAGCCCCUCUAGCACUUCCAGCCCUUUCGGCUCUCCCUAUCCUUCCUGACCAUCAACCAUCCUGGCCCAUGGGCCCGAAUCAUCACCAGCCCAACUAUAACUACAACUCUACUUGGUAUCGGUCUCCACCAUCCCCAACGACCAAUUAUCCAACCCCGACCGAAUGGGAGAGAACAUCAAAUACCUUGCCUCCGAGCUUGACUCAUCAAUCACCGGGUGAGAAUGCAGGGACUCUGCAUUUGCCCAACCCGGGAUAUACAUGGCCUAGCAUGGUCCGGCCGCGAGAGGUCCCGGAAGACGACCAACACGAGCCUUGCAUCGCGGUAGCAUGUCGAACGCUCUCCUCGCUGUACGAAUUCGUUCAAUCUGACUGUGUGAAUGGACACACAGCCAACGAUACCCAAUCUCGCAAUAUGCUCCAACCACCAACCCUAAGGGAAUCCCCCGCAAACGAUGUCGUGUUUCGCAUGACUCGAUCCGCCACGGAGACGGUUUCUCGAUUAUUGAACUGCACCGGGAGAUCCUGCGCACGGGAUCCUUCCAAGCUCCUGCUUCUCGGGUCUGUUCUUUUGAAAGUCUUAACUUGGUAUGAAGCACUCUAUCAAUCUGAGAUUGGCGGGCCGGACACUUCGUCGUUGGAUAAUCGCGAAUAUGCACGCUUGCAGCCACAACCAUAUCAUUUGAAUGGCAAUACAGGUCUCUCGCGACCGUUUGGAAGUAUGAAAGAAUCAAUACUUGCUAUCCCAUUGACCACCCCGUUGGGUAUCGAUAUGGUUAAUAUCUCCCGCGCCACGGAGACAAAAAUGAAAGCCCAAGUACUGCUCUGGGAGGUGCAGAUCUUAUCUCACGUGUGCCAGGCUCUCGAGCAUCGAAUACAGGCUGCUGAGAGCAUACGCGGUGAGAAUAAUCUGUGCGGACAGGCAAAUGCCUAUUUAUCGCGGAAGGUGGGCGAGCUGCAGCGCGCUUUGACUGUGGUGUGUACGCCGGUACCGUCACUGGGAUAG
This is a messenger RNA of Penicillium roqueforti, 1308 nucleotides long. RefSeq names its product Zn(II)2Cys6 transcription factor. Gene Ontology annotation, cellular component: nucleus. The transcript has a single exon. Gene Ontology annotation, molecular function: DNA-binding transcription factor activity, RNA polymerase II-specific; zinc ion binding; DNA binding. Gene Ontology annotation, biological process: regulation of DNA-templated transcription; aflatoxin biosynthetic process. NCBI's taxonomy places the organism in Eukaryota, Fungi, Ascomycota, Eurotiomycetes, Eurotiales, Aspergillaceae. The record is from RefSeq and is a predicted model, not a curated record. The coding region runs from base 1 to 1308 and encodes 435 amino acids.